CGAGGGUACUUGAGGUUGAGGGGUGACGAUUGGAGGCCUCGGACUAGCAUCUGAACUCGGAGUGGAAGGCGUGGGCUGAUUUGAGGAUGCUGCGGCUGUUGAUUCGAAGAUCGUCGACCCUGACGGAGAGGGUGAUCUGGUUGGACUAAAGGAAAUGUAUCGCACUGCACAUCCACCUGUGACGUAUUGGCUUGCAUCGGAGACCGACCCUUCGCGAUCGCUUCGAAUAGGGUCGGGGCUGGCAUUGUGAGGUUCCACAGCAGCUUCUCCCCAAGUCUCAUCGGGCCAUGAAGACUUGGAAACGUCUUUCAGAGAGGGUGUGUUUAAUUCAUAAUUUGGUUCUUGUAGGUGGAUGGAUUGAGGAGCCAAAGUUGGCGGAUUGUCUGAUGCUAAAUAACAAUCGAGACAAAAGUCGUGGAGAAUUUGGAGGGAGAAGGCUGUGCAGGUGUAUGCCACCCAGGAUAGGCGACCACACCCGCAAACAAAGUCGUCGUGCGCUUAUUCAAGGGCCUAAAGCCGCACAAACGGCGAGAAGAUGGCUGUCCCAAGAGAUUUGUGGUAUCAAGCAGUGUCUUAAUCAGUGGAAAGUUGGGGAUGAACUUGCUGACUUAUAUCUUAGGGCAGCUCGAGCCAUGUGUGGCUCGAGCAUGCAGGUAUAUCGAAGGCCUCCAAUCACGUAUCGUUCCUCCCCCAAACUUAGAUUUCGGUGUGUGUCUCGAAGGCCACCAAUAGAGGAGGCUUGCAGCAAGACACGGCAAAGCAUGCAUGAACUGGGCAGAAGCCGGGCGAGAUGGAGAAGCCUCAAAAUCUGGGUACCACAGGGUACAAGGUUGAUUCUCGAUGAAGUGAUUGGCGGCCGCCGUGAGGCCUCGCAACUCAAUUGAACUCUGUAUAGAGCGGAACAGUGCCCAGAUUUGCAUUCGGUGUCUGAAUGAGAAUGAACCGCACGCAAGAUUUGAUGAAGCAUUGUCGAAUUCCUGGUGUCGGAGGACCAUGCAUUUGUGGCCUCUGAACAUGCCCUGCAGAGAGGAUG
Messenger RNA from Mollisia scopiformis, 1033 nucleotides. RefSeq lists its product as uncharacterized. The record is from RefSeq and is a predicted model, not a curated record. Bases 288 to 884 code for a protein of 198 amino acids. The transcript has a single exon. NCBI's taxonomy places the organism in Eukaryota, Fungi, Ascomycota, Leotiomycetes, Helotiales, Mollisiaceae.